Messenger RNA from Triticum dicoccoides, 1433 nucleotides. RefSeq names its product UNC93-like protein 3. The record is from RefSeq and is a predicted model, not a curated record. The transcript is spliced from 8 exons. Lineage: Eukaryota; Viridiplantae; Streptophyta; Magnoliopsida; Poales; Poaceae. Bases 108 to 1238 code for a protein of 376 amino acids.
UAGUUGCCUCUGUUAAUAACCUAAGUAUACAUUUCAUCAGAAAUAGAAGUAGAACUAGUGUAUUUCGGCGUGGUUACACGGCAAGCUUACCUAGCUGCCGGGUGGCAAUGGGCUCCCGCGGCGACGACGAGGAGCAGCCGGCUGCCGUGCCCCUCCUAGCGGCGGCCUACCCAACUCCGAGCGGCCUGAGACGGAGCCACGCCGGCGACGUUCACCUCCUGUCGGCCGCCUUCCUCUUCGUCUUCUCCGCCUACCUCCCCACGCAGAACCUGCAGAGCACACUCAACACCGAGGGCAACCUGGGCGCCGUGUCCAUGGGGAUCCUGUACGCCUCCUUCACCGUGUUCACGGCGACGGCGGCGGCCGUGGUGCGGCGGCUGGGGUCGAGGGGCGCGCUCGUCGUCUGCACCAGCGGCUACGCGCUCUUCAUCCUCGCCAACCUCCUCCCAACGUGGUACACGAUGGUGCCGGCUUCAGUCUACCUGGGUUUUACUUCAUCCCUCAUGUGGGUUGGCCAGGUCAUUGGAAAUUUGAUCUCGCUCGUCGUGCUGGGGAAUGACAAGGAUGGAGGAGGUGCCAACAAGAACCUCUUGUUCACUGUAUUCCUCGGCUGCAUGGUCGUCGGCAUCGUGCUCAUGUGCCUGCUCUCCAGAAGAGAUGAGAGCAGAGGAGAAUCAGACGGCCAUGAACCCCAAGGGCGUUCCUUUCUCGCUGACACGUCGACGUCUGCCGUCACGCCGCUCGCUGACCCGAGGAUGCUCCUCCUCGCUCCUCUCCUCGCCUACUACGGCCUGCAAAAGGCAUUUGUAUGGGCUGUGUUCACCAAGAGUGUCGUGACCCCCGUUCUCGGGGUCGCCGGAGUCGGCGGGGCGAUGGCAGUCUACGGCGCGGCCGGUGUCGUCAGCUUGCUGGUCGCCGGCCGUCUGACCUCCGGCCUCCGUUCGUCCACCUUCAUUGUGUCAACCGGAGCUGUUCUCCAGGCCGGGGUGCUGCUCUGGCUGCUCUUUUUCUACUGUCCCAUGCUCGGGUCAGCAGCUCCGCUGGUCGUCGGCGCCGUAUGGGGCGUCGGAGAUGGGAUUCUGAACACGCAGUUGAGUGCGUUGAUCGGGCUUCUCUUCGAGAACGACAAGCAGUGGAGAUUAUUGACUAAGGAGCCAGAUCGGGAUGCCCUGGACCUGCUCAUCGCCAAAAUUCGGGCUUCAGCCUCUCAGAUCUCCGGGACGAAUCAGGGCGUAUAAUUUUGGUGCUGUAGUUUGCGGGAUUAGGUCUCCUUCUCUUCCCGGCCUGCGUGUCGUGUUUGGCAGCUGCCUGUAUCGUUAGUACUUUGGGUCUAUUUACCUUUCUUUGUGGCUCUGUGAUUGUGUGAACCUUGGGUAUCCGCGACGCUGCCGUAUGGCUUUAUCUAUAUGUGACGCCCCCGAUUCAAUCGUACA